Messenger RNA from Anopheles stephensi (Asian malaria mosquito), 6154 nucleotides. Its product is annotated as CTTNBP2 N-terminal-like protein. The record is from RefSeq and is a predicted model, not a curated record. The transcript is spliced from 7 exons. Lineage: Eukaryota; Metazoa; Arthropoda; Insecta; Diptera; Culicidae. Bases 1464 to 3830 code for a protein of 788 amino acids.
CUAGCCCGGGUUUUCAACACCAGUGAACAGCGCUUGUUCGUUUGUUCGUCCGUGGAAACAAAACAUUCACGCCAAGUGGCGCCGAUUUUCGGUGCGAGUGUUUCGAUGAUUCCCGGCGAAAAACGUACAUUAGAUCUGUCCCUGUCCGUAGAACGUAUUGUAAAGUGUGUGUUUUUGUAAGGGAUAAAGCGUACCUGCUAAACAAAGGGCAAGUGAAAAGUGGUGAUCGAUAGCAAACAACAGCAAGAAGAACAACAACGCGAUGCGCUAAGAAUCACGCUGCGUGUGUGUGGAGUUGUGCAAUGGACGUGAUGUUUAGCCAACUUUUUUGGUAUUCCGAAACCGCCCAAGAGAUUGUGGGCGAAGAAAGGAGUGAAAAGUGAUAGCGAAAUUACACGAGAUACAUUGAUUAGUUGGCUGAAGCAUCAUCAACAUCACGCUGCUGCUGCCGUUGUUGUUGUCUUUGUUGUCGUCGGCAGUGCAUGGAUGACCUCGUAGGUGUCAAGAGCAGAGCAUCAUCACCAUCAUCAUCAUCAUCAACACGAAGAAUGACAGCAUCUUUUCCUUCGGGUGGGGGUAGCAGCAGAAAGUAGGAGUGUGCGUUGUGUUGUGUUUGUCUUCUUUUUCUUCGUCCACUUCAUUGCAUUCCGCCUUCUCUUCUGCCUCGCGCGCAUGCUGCGUUCGGAAGUGCAUUCGACGAUUGCAAGGCAGUAGAGAGCACGUACACACGUCCUCACACAAACACACACGCACACGGAUACCGAUUCCGUUCUUGGCCGUGCGAAGGAACCAUAGCACACGGAUGCACGGUGUAGAGUUGCUUAUGGGUGGUGAUGGUGUGUGCAGUGUGCGGUAAUCGGAUCAUCAUCAGUCGUCGCGACGACCUUCACACAGAGAAAGAGAACAUCCGAGAGAAAAGGAAAGAGAAAGAGAGUAGUAGAAAAGUGUGAAAAAAAAUCGUAGGAUCCGCGUGUGCAUGUGUGCGCGGAUAUUCUCGGAAGAAGAACGAACGCACUGCUCGACAGCUGCUGGACAAGGAUUGCUGUCUAGUAGCUAAGCAUCUCCUCGCCCAGCUAAGUAAUUUUGCACGAAAACAGUGCGUGAAUCAACCGUCCCUUCCUGUCUGUGCGAACAGUAGUAGUACACCAUCUGUAUCCGGCAGGACAUACUAUAGUGACCAUCAUCGAUCGAUCGAUUACUGCGAUUGCUUGGUUCAGUGCAAAUAGACCCGAAAACGUUACCCAACGUCGUAGUCAGUGUUCCCGACCUUCCCGAUUCUCGGUGGCGCUUCAGCAUCUUCCGGAGUCUGUUGGCUGACGGUGGCGGUGGUCCUGUUUGGUAGGGACCUUUUUUUUCUCACGUCAACCAGUAAACCGGGCGGUGGCUGUGUGCUACACACAGUCUCCAUCCGUACAGUGAAAAGCGGCACACUGGGAACCCGAGUACGGCUCUGUCGGCAAACGAUGGCGGAAGUUGGCACCAGCUCCAGCGGCGAUGGAGAAUCUGCCGCACCGGACAAACCGAAGGGUACGGUAAAGUUCAGCGAGGCAGAUCUGGCCGCUAUCAAACAGACGAGCGAUACGUUGAAGCGUAACCCAAAGAUGGAUUUUAGCAAAGCGGAUCUGCUAAAGCUGCUCAGCUAUCUCGAGGGCGAACUGCAGGCCCGCGACGUCGUGAUUGCGGUGCUCAAGACGGAAAAGAUUAAACAGCUGCUAACCACACCCCGGUACAGCAAAUCGACCAACUUGAACGAUCCACAUGCGGCACUGUUUCGCGACCAGCUGGCGGCUAGCGGUAACAUAGCCAGCCGGCAGUCCUCCAUACAGGCGGCCCACUCCGAGCACGAGAUGCGGCUCAUGAACGAGCAGCGUAGCGGGGUGCGCGAACAGAUGGAUUCGCUGGCCGCGCUAGUAAUGCAGCAACGCCAAGCGCAGGCAAAAAUGAUCGAAGCGCUGAAGGAUGCGGAAGAGCGCCAUAAGCGGGUAGUGCAGGAGCUGUACGAUGAGCGCCGAAAGCACGAGCACACUACGGCGCAGGGUGACGACAUUACGUACGGGCUGGAGAUUGAGCGGUCCCGGCUGAAGCAAGAGCUGGACCACGAGAAGGAGCAGCACAAGGUGCUGGAGAUCGAGCUGAAGAAGGUGCAGGAACAGUUCGAGGCGGAAAAGAAUCGCCAGAAGCAGAUCGUACUGCUGCUGCUGGCCGAGCGUAAAAAGAUCAUCAUCAAGUACAUCGAGGAACGGAAGCGGAGCGAAGAUUUGGCUCAAAUACUGUCCGAGGAAAAGCAGCGGGUCGACACGAUUGCCGAAGGAUUGGAGGAGGAAAGCAAAAAAUCGCUCCGAAUGGAGGCGGAAAUGGAGAAGCAGGCGCUACAGUUUGAGAUCGAGCGGAAAAUGCUGCACCAGAGUUUGGCGAAGGAGGAAAAACGGGUAAAGGAUCAGGAACUAGAAAUACAGCAGCUGAAGGCGGAAAUUGAAUUGCUACGCAAGCAAACCGGUAUACGACAUCCGCUAGUUGCUCCACAGUUACCCACGAAACCGGGCGGUCUCGUACCGUCGCGGCCAUCGAUCGGUGGUACGCCGGUUGGUGGGGUUUCUUCUACCGGUGCUGCAGCAAGUCCAUCAUCGGCGGGAGCGACCGUCACUGCAGGAACCAUAGGCAUACCGGGACAAAUGAUUAGCAGCAUGGCAACGAAAGUUGUGCAACCGACUGCCACCGUAUCGAGCGUUCCCGUUUCGGCACCAACUACCGGAAUUGCGCGAUCAGUCUCACCGGGGCAACUCAUAAGGCAGACGGCCAUUUCGCAGCUUUCCGUCACAUCACCUCCGAUAGUUGGUGGUGCCGGUACAGCGGGCCCAGGAACGGGUGGAAUUGGAUCGAACGCUCCAGGCGUGCCGGCUGGUGGAACAGUUCCGGACACCUACGCCAACACACCAACGGGGAAGAUGGCGAGCACGGGCGUACGUAAAGCGGCCGGCAUUGCAGCGGCUACGGUAAUCACCGGCGGUGGUGGAGGAGCAGCAGCAGCACCAGGGACGGCGAGCCCACUGACCGGCUCAUCGACGAUCAAGAAGACAAUAAUGCUGCCCGUCGGUGGUCGCGGUGUGCCGCCACCGAUCCCGCCCAACAAACCGCAGAUACCGCCGAAACUGUCCGGCGUGUCGGCCGUGGCAGCCGUGGCCGCCGGUGCCGUUUCGUCCCGUAUUCCCUUUCUCAGUAACAGCGGUAGCAGCAGCAGCAGCAGCAGCAGCAGCGGAAGCAGCACCGGAUCGAUCAGCGGUGGUGGGAAUGGGAGCAUCACCACGACCCCUGUUAGUCCCGUCAGCAGUAGUAUCGGCAGUAACGCACUCAGUAGCACGGCCACCGCAAGCAACAGUUCGUCCGCCAUCAGUAGUAGUAACAGUGUUAACAGCAAUAGUGUGCUACAAUCAUGUCCACCAAACACCAACAGCACCAUUACCACCAAUACCGCCACCUCCUCCAACUCCACCACCAUGAACAUAAACACUAGCCCACCCAGCAGCAGCACCACCAAUAAUGCCGCCAAUAAUGCGCCAAACGCCUUACAGCAGCAACACCAUACUCAUCCCGUACCGCAGCUCUACACGCACCAUCCGCAUCUCGUUUCUCAUCUUGCUCAUGCUGCCAGUGCCGGCGGGACCCCAACAGCAGCAGCAGCCUCAGCAGCGUCCGCAGCCGCCACCACCACAAUCAGCCCUGCCCAACAGCAAAGUGCUGCGUCGACAGCCCCAUCUGCCACAUCCGUAUCAUCAGCCGCCGCCGGUGGGUCAUCCGAAAUAUUGACCGGUUGCGAAGGUGGGAUAGUGUAAAUGGCUGGCUGGCUGGCUGGCUACAUACACAUUGCUCCGUGACCCAAUUCUCACCCACAUAACACCAAGGCAAAAGCUUUGUGACGUGCACUGGCUGCGACACGUCCUUGCGAAGGGAAAGGAUUGAUAUCGAUCAUGAUGGAACACCUUCUGGUACGUUAGCUGCGCUACCACUGUAAGCGAAUGUCGAUUGCGGUUUUCCUACCCCAGGGAAAACCCGUUUUAUCCUGCUGUUAACACGUUGUGCUUAAGUUGUACGGCUGUUUGCGAAUCGUUUAUUUCGAUUUUAUUUCAUGAUUCAAAGUGAUUCUAACAUUACACACACCCCGUGCUAAAGUUAGAUGUUUAUUUUUUAACGUUUUAUUCUUUAGAAUCUUCCUUAACAUACGGUGUAAUUUGACAGUGGUUUAUAUGCUAGUCGCUACUGUAAUUAUUGAGUAAUUUUCUUUUAAAUAAUGACAAAAUGUAAAUGCUUUCUUUUAACCCAUUCGCUUAGUGAGUUAGCGUAUGAUCAGGCACGAACGAAUCACAUUGCUGCCACAUCACAUAAACGAUAGAAUAAGCCUAAUCAUGAACGAGCUACCGAUACGUCGUGUGCAAUAAGGCACACGAUUUGGUUUAUCUACUCUCACUCAGCCUACACCUUAUAACCGAAUCUUUAAACCCUACCGACUGGACACAGCAAAAAAUGGCGAAAAUGCAAAAAUUGUACGCCUGCACGCUUGCUUAGCACAUUCAUCGGAAGGCUCAUCAUCAAUAGGCACGUCACUAGGGAAAUCUUAAGACUUGAAAAAAAAAGAAUCGGGAAAUUAUACUUUCAUUCCGUUUUUCCUUUCACAUCACCCUAACCCUCACUCCGAAGGUAGUAGCGGCUAGUCGCAAUACAUUUGCUGUGGAAAUGUAUUUUUUUAGUAUUGGUUUUAAAUGUCAAGCAACAUACCAGUUAGCCAGUUAGUUAGUUAGUUGUUUAUUUUGAAAUAUUUUAAUGCUUUUAAAGGUUUGUUUUUAAAAGAGAGUUUCAUAGGCGCAAUUUCAUUUUACCCAAAAGCAUCAUCACAUGUACCACUUUUACCAUCACAAAUAGAGUUGGCUAUAUUCGAUUAUAUACACCUCAGAAUAUAGUAAAAACUUGUGCAAUUUAUAACGACAUUAUGGCAUUAGUUUCGCUUAACCCCCGGCAAAGAGAGAUACAACACAUGUUAAAAAUAAUAGAACAAUGUACAACAUAAUGCAUAAUACACGGGCAAAACAUUGCUUACCACUGCUGCUGUGGGCUGCCAUGUUCCGAUGUGCUCAUGAACUACUCUGCCUAUAACCUUAUGAGCAAUUUAAAUCUUAGUGUGUAAAUGUAACGAUGCGUAACAUGGUGGUGCGUAGUGUAGAAAGGAAGGAAGAAAGCAAGGUAGGAGUACCGCGGGUAGGAUUUGAUUAGCCACAAAAUAAAGUUUGGGCGUCUGCGGGGACAAAGAUGAAUGAACGAUUGCCGAGUAUUAUUAACUUACCGCAGGCAGGCAGUGUAGUUGCGCAUUCAGUUAGUUUCUCCGGUCAAAUAAAAGCAAUACUAAAAAGGGGUAAUAAAACUUCACACAAAUGCACACGAUAAUGAUUGCUAGAAGUGCGCCAUAGGGUAUUUGUUGUUGCCUGCAGGUAGUAGUACUGUUGUGUGUCCUGUAAUAGUUUACAGAAGGAUGUGUUAACAUGGACGGCAGCUAAGGCUAAGAUGUGCAGGCACAGGCUGGCACGCCUGUUAGUGGAAAGUGCUUCCGUUUUGGACGGGUAUUGUGGCAACGGAACAAAUCAUCCCAGUUAUUAGGAGGAGUGUGACGAUGUAUAUGUGUGUGUGUGCCGAGUAGAAGUAUUCUUAAACCUUGUAGACUCAGUGCAACACACACGCACACACUCAGAACUAUUGGGGCGCACCGUUCUUCUGUUGGUGGCCAUCAACCCACUGAUGUUCUAACUGACGCUAAUACUAGAAAGCGAGAACAAUAGUGAAUUGCUGUGAUUAUGAAAGUUUUUUGUAAAAGAAAAAUAUUCUCUUUAAAACAUCAACUAUCUCAGAUUAAGUUACUAGCGACUGUAGUUGGUGGGUUUGGAAUUUUCAUAACCCGUCCCCUGCGAACAUUGCUCUGUAAAAUGUGGCUUACGACGUCUGUUCUUAACCGUUGCCUGUGACAAUACAAUUGAUCAUACUGUCUGUUUUUUCUACUGCUGAUCGUCACCCGAGAACCAUUUUUUAAGUGGCCACAAAAUUAUCGUUCAACGCUAGAAUGUGUAUGUAGCAAAUAAAUUUUGUAAACGGGUCUGUAAUUACAUUACUUGAA